AAAACUAAAAAGUAAACAACAAAAAAUCCCCGUCUUUUGGUAAAAAAAGAUAGAAAAAGGGAAAAAUUUGGUAACUCUAAUAUAUUAGGAUUAGGAUAUGAAAAGACGGGAACAGAACAGAAGAGACUCAAAAACGGAAUCCUAAUUCUAUAGUCUUUAUAUAUUCUGCUUCGUUUCCAUAAAUCCUCAUAUUUACUUUUCUUCACAAAGAAAGAAAAACAAAACAACCCUUGUCUUUUGCAAUCAAAGGUAUAAAUGAAUCCAGAAAAUUUUACUCACAAAACAAGCGAAACAUUUGCUGGUGCGCGUAAGCUAGCAAUAUGUUCAGGACAUGCUCAGCUGACUCCCAUACACAUUGCAUCAACUCUAAUUUCUGAUCCUAAUGGUAUAUUUUUCCAAGCGAUUUCCAAUGUUGGUGGUGAAGAAUCUGCGCAUUCCGUGGAAAGAGUUUUAAAACAAGCAUUGAAGAUAUUGCCCAGUCAAUAUCCUCCACCAACUGAUGUACAUGUACCAUUAAGCUUUCCCCUUAACACACUAAUUAUAAGAGCACAGGUGGAAGCACUGAAGUCGGGCAGUGACACUCGUUUAGCUCUUGAUAAAUUGAUAUUGGGAAUUCUUGAUGAUUCUCAAAUUUCAGACUUGUUGAAAGAAGCUGGUUUGGCUACUUCUAUGGUUAAAUUAGAGGUUGAAAAGCUUCGUGGUACAGAUGGGAAAAAAUAUGGUUGUGGUUUUGAUGACAGGAAUUUUAAAGCAUUGAUAACUUAUGGUAGAGAUUUGGUUGAACAAGCAGGGAAACUUGAUCCUGUUAUUGGACGCGAUGAAGAGAUAAGAAGGGUUGUGAGGAUUUUGUCGCGAAGGACUAAGAAUAAUCCUGUUGUUAUAGGUGAGCCGGGAGUUGGUAAAACGGCCAUUGUUGAAGGAUUGGCUCAGAGAAUAGUUAGAGGAGAUGUUCCUAGCAAUCUUGCUGAUGUUAGCUUAAUUGCUUUAGAUAUGGGAGCAUUAGUUGCAGGUACUAAGUAUAGGGGACAAUUCGAAGAAAGGUUGAAGGCGGUUUUGAAAGAAGUGGAAGAUGCUGAUGGGAAGGUUAUUGUUUUCAUCGAUGAAAUUCAUCUUGUUCUCGGUGCUGGUCAAUGUUCAGGAUCAAUGGAUGCUGCUAAUCUUUUCAAACCUAUGCUUGCUCGUGGAACCCUUAGAUGCAUCGGUGCUACGACACUUGAUGAAUAUAGGAAAUAUGUUGAAAAGGAUGCAGCAUUUGAAAGAAGGUUUCAACAGGUUUAUGUUUCUGAACCUAGUGUGCCCGAUACGAUUAGUAUUCUUCGUGGACUAAAAGAGAAAUACGAAGGUCAUCAUGGUGUUAGAAUUCAAGACCGUGCAAUUGUUGUUGCAGCUCAGUUGUCUAGUCGGUACAUAACCGGGCGUCGUCUUCCUGAUAAGGCGAUUGAUUUAGUUGAUGAAGCUUGUGCAAAUGUUCGAGUUCAGCUCGAUAGUCAACCAGAGGAAAUUGACAACCUUGAACGAAAGAGAAUGCAACUCGAAGUGGAACUUCAUGCUUUGGAGAAAGAGGAGGACAAAGCGAGCAAAGCCCAUCUUGUAGAUGUGCGGAAAGAGCUUGAUGACUUAAGAGACAAGCUUCAACCUCUGAUCAUGAAGUAUAGAAAAGAGAAAGAUAGGAUUGAUGAGAUUCGAAAGCUGAAGCAGAAACGUGAAGAGCUUCUCUUUGCUUUACAGGCGGCUGAGAGGCGAUAUGAUCUAGCAAGAGCUGCAGACCUACGUUACGUUGAAAUUGUUGAAGUGGAAAAUUCAAUAAAAGAGCUUGAAGAUAGCACUGACGGGAACAAAGACAUGAACUUGAUGUUGACAGAAACUGUUGGACCCGACCAAAUAGCUGAGGUUGUUAGCCGAUGGACUGGUAUACCGGUAACUCGUCUAGGCACAAAUGAGAAAAAAAGGUUGGUUGGAAUUGGUGACAGAUUGCACAAUAGAGUUGUCGGACAAGACAAAGCAGUUAAGGCUGUUGCUGACGCUGUAUUGAGAUCGAGAGCUGGAUUAGGAAGACCUCAACAACCAACUGGAUCCUUUCUAUUCCUCGGUCCAACUGGUGUCGGUAAAACAGAACUUGCUAAGGCUCUUGCUGAACAACUCUUUGAUGAUGAAAAUCUGUUGGUUAGAAUUGACAUGUCUGAAUACAUGGAACAACACUCGGUAUCACGACUGAUUGGUGCACCACCAGGGUAUAUCGGACAUGAUGAAGGUGGACAAUUAACCGAAGCUGUAAGGAGAAGGCCUUACAGUGUGAUACUUUUCGAUGAAGUGGAGAAAGCCCAUAAAUCUGUAUUCAACACUCUACUUCAAGUCUUGGAUGAUGGGAGAUUAACCGAUGGACAUGGAAGAACUGUGGAUUUUAGGAACACGGUCAUUAUCAUGACAUCAAACCUUGGUGCCGAGCAUCUCCUAAGUGGACUUUCAGGGAAAUGUACCAUGCAAGUUUCUCACGAUCGAGUAAUGCAAGAAGUAAAAAUGCAUUUCAGGCCAGAGUUGUUGAAUCGGCUUGAUGAAGUUGUUGUAUUCGAUCCUCUUUCUCAUGAACAAUUGAGGAAGGUUGCAAGGAUGCAAAUGAAGGAUGUCGCUAGUCGUCUUGCUGAGAAAGGAAUUGCAUUAACAGUUAAAGAUGCAGCACUAGAUUAUAUACUUGCUCAAAGCUAUGAUCCUGUGUAUGGUGCUAGACCAAUUAGAAGGUGGCUUGAGAAGAAUGUGGUGACAGAGCUGUCUAGGAUGCUUAUAACGGAAGAAAUUGAUGAGAAUACAACAGUUUACAUUGAUGCUGGUCCUAAUCAUUUGGCAUACACUGUGGAUAAGAAUGGAGGGAUUGUUAAUGGUGAAACUGGAAAUGGACUAAAAACUGAUCAGUGCUCAAGUGGUAAGGAAAAUGAUGAAAUGGAAGAGUAAAGUUAAUUAGUUGUUAUUAUUUUUCUUUUUUUUGGGAUAGAGUUACUUAUGUUUAAUUUGUGUUCUUCAUGAACUUUGGUUUUACAAUUCUCAUCAAUUUUGGAGGGAGUACUUGUUUUUUUUGUGAGUAGUAAGGUUUGAUAUUUUAAGUGUAUGUUGAGUAUCAUAUUUGAUAGAAAAAUGGAUGUUGAACACUGAGAGAAUCGAUAAACUUAAUGUCUUAAGGUUUAAUGUGAUGAUCUUGGACCCCCCCUUACGACCUAACAAUAGUAUCAGAGCCUAUUAUUGUACUAAAUCAUUGUGUCGAAAGUCUUUUUGACCAAAAUGUUUAGACGGCGUUUUCCGUAGAUGGAUCCCAACGACAGUGCAAGUGGAUGAAAAAACUUUCGUUUGAGGGGGACCAUGUCCAUAAAAUAUGGAUUGACUCACAUUUAAGGGGAGAGAUUGUUGAUAUUUCAAGUGUGAGUUGAGUCUCACAUUAGAUAGAAAAAUGGACGUUAAACACGUUAAACACUUUAUAAGUGAAAAAAUCCACAAUUUUAAUGCCUUGCAUAAUGGAGAGGAUCCUAACUCCACAAGGACAGAUGUUAGCAAUUUUCAAGAGUUCAGGUUUGUUUGAA
Messenger RNA from Trifolium pratense (red clover), 3566 nucleotides. RefSeq names its product chaperone protein ClpB1-like. The transcript is spliced from 6 exons. Gene Ontology annotation, molecular function: ATP hydrolysis activity; ATP binding. The coding region runs from base 256 to 2946 and encodes 896 amino acids. Gene Ontology annotation, cellular component: cytoplasm. The record is from RefSeq and is a predicted model, not a curated record. Gene Ontology annotation, biological process: cellular response to heat. Lineage: Eukaryota; Viridiplantae; Streptophyta; Magnoliopsida; Fabales; Fabaceae.